UUAAAAGUUGCAACAUAAAUUAACAAGGCCACAAGAAAUACAAAGCUCUGGGGUUCAUUUCUAGAGGAAUAGAAUUGAAAAGCAGAGAAUGGAGUUGACCUUAUAGUUUCGGAUUACCUAGCCAUCCAAGACAAAAAGCUACCAGUGUGUCUGCCUCCCAGGGUGGGAAGGGGAUUUCUGUGAACACGGAGUCAAUGAGUGUGCUUCUGAACCUUGUGAAAAUAAUGCGACCUGUGAAGACCUGGUGAAUGGCUACCGCUGCAUGUGUACUCCAGGCUGGCGAGGGUCAACCUGCACAGAGGAUGUCAAUGAAUGCGAUUCCAAUCCCUGUUGGGAUGGUGCCACCUGUUUUGAACCUGCCGUCCCUGGAAAGUUUGAAUGCAUCUGCCCUCCGUUCUUCACUGGUGACCUGUGUGAGCAGCUGUACGAUCCCUGCGACUUCCCCUACAAUCCGUGCAGAAACAAUUCCACUUGCAUUACCCAAAGCAACGGGACUGCUCUCUGCAGCUGUCAACUGGGAUUUGAAGGAGCUCGCUGUGAAAUUGACACCAAUGAGUGCCUCUCCAGUCCCUGCCAGAACAGGGGCCGUUGCUGGGAUGAGGUCAACAGCUACAGAUGUCUCUGUUUGCCGGGAUUCUCUGGAACACAUUGUGAAACAAACAUCAAUGAAUGUUUAUCUGGACCCUGCAGAAAUAAUGCCUCUUGCCUGGAUUUUGAAAAUGAGUCUCAGAUGUGAGGCUAAUAUCAAUGACUGUGCGUCUGCUCCAUGCCAGAAUAAGGGAACCUGCAUUGACGCUAUCAGUGGCUACAGCUGUAUCUGUUUGAAGGGAUUUGCUGGAAUAAACUGUGAACAUAAUGUAGAUGAGUGUGUGUCCAACCCUUGUCUUCAUGGCAUGUCCAUAGGACGGCUGGUCCAUUGCUGCCGCACAGCCAAUGCAUCACCAGAAAAUGCUCUUCUUCUUAGCCUUGCUUUGUCAUGUCAGCAGUCUCCCAAAGUCCUUGACUACCUCUUCUUUGACUCCAUGCUUCCUCUGAACAUCAACAGUUCACACGGGGGCUGGUUCCACAUGAAUAAUUUUGAUAUCCAUCUCUAA
Carcharodon carcharias (great white shark) is the source of this 1094-nucleotide messenger RNA. Its product is annotated as versican core protein-like. The coding region runs from base 249 to 1094 and encodes 281 amino acids. The transcript is spliced from 7 exons. Gene Ontology annotation, molecular function: calcium ion binding. The record is from RefSeq and is a predicted model, not a curated record. NCBI's taxonomy places the organism in Eukaryota, Metazoa, Chordata, Chondrichthyes, Lamniformes, Lamnidae.